This is a messenger RNA of Echinops telfairi (small Madagascar hedgehog), 1703 nucleotides long. RefSeq names its product caveolae associated protein 2 (gene CAVIN2). The transcript is spliced from 2 exons. The record is from RefSeq and is a predicted model, not a curated record. Gene Ontology annotation, cellular component: caveola; cytoplasm. Gene Ontology annotation, molecular function: protein kinase C binding. Lineage: Eukaryota; Metazoa; Chordata; Mammalia; Afrosoricida; Tenrecidae. Bases 269 to 1513 code for a protein of 414 amino acids.
UAGGAAGUGUUUGCAGCGCUUCUGAACUCUGAGUGGUUCUCUGUCCAUAACCUUCACCUCCCACUGGGUGGAGUGGGGCCUUUAAGAGAAGCUGGAAUGCAGUUCCCCUGAUCAGAGGAACCAGUUGUUGCCUGUCUGAGCCUCUGCCAGUCCUGGAGACCGGUGCUCUGAGCUUGGCGGAGCGGGCCUGGCCCUGCGCCCCUCGUCGCCCUCCUCACCUGCACAAGAACUCUGCACUAGCAGGCGGGAAGCCUCCACCUGUUCUGUCAUGGGAGAGGACGCUGCCCAAGCCGAAAGGUCCCAACAGCCGGGUGCUGACAUGCGGCAGGAGAUACCAUGGAGCCCCAGUCCGGUGCCCUCCUCCACGCCGAGCCCUAGCCUCCACCUGGGGAGCCCAGAGGAAGCUAUCCGGGACAAAGCCCAGGUGAACGCCGUCACGGUGCUCACGCUCCUGAACAAGUUAGUGGACAUGCUGGGCACUGUGCAGGACAACCAGCACAAGAUGGAACAGCGGCAGAUCAGCCUCGAGGGCUCCGUGAAGGGCAUCCAGAACGACCUCACCAAGCUCUCAAAGUACCAGGCCUCUACCAGCAACACGGUCAGCAAGCUGCUGGAGAAGUCCCGAAAGGUCAGCGCCCACACCCGCGUGGUCAAGGAGCGCCUGGAGCAGCAGAAUGCACAGGUGAAGCGGCUGGAGACUAACCACGCCCAGCUCCUGCGACGCAACCACUUCAAAGUGCUCAUCUUCCAGGAAGAAAAUGAGAUCCCUGCCAGCGUGUUUGCCAAAAGGCCGGCUUCCAGCCUCGGGGAGGGCUCGGAGGCGCCGGCGGAGGAGAACAAGACCUUGGAAGACACCUUGCACACGGUGGACCUCUCCUCCGAGGACGACGAGGGCUUGGCCGACAGCGCCGACGAGAAGCUGGAAGCGAGCAGGGCGGAGAAAAUUAAGCGAUCCAGCCUCCAGAAGGUGGACAGUCUCAAGAAAGCCUUUUCCCGGCAGAACAUCGAGAAAAAGAUGAACCAGCUGGGCACCAAGAUUGUGUCGGUGGAGAGGAGGGAGAAGAUUAAGAAAUCUCUGGCUUCCAAUCACCAGAAAAUCGCCUCUGGAAAGAGCUCCCCCUUCAAGAUGUCUCCCCUCAGUUUCGGGAGGAAGAAAGUCCGAGAGGGAGCGAGCCCCGCGGAGCCCGAAGAGCGGCGGGGCAGUGACCAGCUGCUGGACGACCACGAGGACAGCUCGGUGACCGAGGGCCCUUCGGAAGCCUCCCUGGGGGGAGAGAAGCAGGCCGAAGGGGAGGCCGAAGGGGAGGCCGAGCGGGAGGCCCCGGGAGGAAGGAACUCGGGCAGAGGCAGUAACGUGGACUUGGCCAUCGUGGAAGAUGAGGAGGAGGAGGGGGCCGUGGGCCUGGAAGACGCGCAGAAGAUGCGCUACGGAGAUAGCUACCCAGGAGCCUCCGAGGAGACCGAAGAGGAGCCCCGGCGCGCGGCUGUGCUGCAGGGGGACCAGACGGCCUGAAGGAUCCCAGACCCGGCGCCCGUGCAUCUCCAGCACUGCCCACUCAAGGCCACGUGCGUGCCCAGGCCGUCGUCACCGAGUACCCAGUGGCAGCGUCCACGUGGCCAAGAUGUACCAGGAAAGCAACGCGUGGGGAUGGGGAAGCCUCGCUUCUUCCUGAAUUGCUCUUAGGUCCUAUUUAAGGAGAAUU